AUGCCGAUUGCGAGAACUUCGUGCGAAACUGCAAAGCAUGCAGUUUGCACAGCAAAACUCCCCGGAAAGUCCCUUUACAACCUUGGCCCGCACCCGAACGUGUUUGGCAAAAGGAUUCACAUCGACUUUGCCGGACCCGACCAAGGACAAUGGUAUUUGGUAGUGGUAGAUGCCAAGAGCAAAUACCCGGAGGUAAAAAUUGUUCACUCCAUCUCCGCCGCCAAUACCGUGAAAGUCCUCAAGGAGAUUUUUGCCAGAAAUGGCUACCCCGAAACCAUCGUCUCGGACAAUGGAACCCAGUUCACCUCCCAACAAUUCGCAGAUAUGUGCCAGAAUGGCCAUAUCCAACACAUCAGAACUGCUCCCUACUGUCCCCAGUCCAAUGGUCAAGCCGAAAGGUUUGUCGAUACCCUCAAGAGAGCCCUCUUGGGAGAAUCCAUCAGACGUUUCCACACCAACCAACUCAAAAGUGAUCUUUCACACCCUUAUCCCGGAACGAGCGAUACCUUUGAUCCUUGCCUCGACGUGUUGCUGGACACCUACGAUGUUUCUCCAGCCAGCUCGAGCUCAAGCAGCAGCAGAAGUCCAAUUUGUGCACCGACAACGUCUGGUCAACAAAAGCCGUGCUCAGCCGCUCCUGCAGCAGCCGCACAUCCAUCGACAAGUCAGCCGAACAGUCAAGCACAGCAGCAAGACCGAACGACUACGGCCGCACCAACGCAGUCAGUCAACGUGCCGCCAGCACCGCGAAGAUCUACACGACAGCGAAAUCCUGUUUCUCGUUACGAUCCUUCACCGUAA
Molecule: messenger RNA, 801 nt
Organism: Caenorhabditis auriculariae
Lineage: Eukaryota; Metazoa; Nematoda; Chromadorea; Rhabditida; Rhabditidae
Source: the annotation of a GenBank genome assembly